Molecule: messenger RNA, 1666 nt
Organism: Mycena citricolor
Lineage: Eukaryota; Fungi; Basidiomycota; Agaricomycetes; Agaricales; Mycenaceae
Source: the annotation of a GenBank genome assembly
CCUCGUCCUUACUCAUCAACAACCAGGAUGGCCUCUGAAAAGCAACAACUGGAAGAGCUUUAUGACGACUCUGUCAUUGACCCUGUAUACUAUGCAAAAACUAGACGUCUGAAUGAAGCCAUCUCGGAGAUUGGAAUGGGCCGUUACCAGGUUUAUCUCUUCAUCUGCGCUGGUUUUGGCUGGUUCGCCGACUCUGUCUGGCCUCUGAUCACUGGUCUCAUCCUCGCACCCGUCAUCAACGAAUUCCACUUCACUGGACCGUUUUUGUCGCUCGCCGCCAAUGUCGGACUACUGGUCGGCGCAAUUGUCUGGGGCCUGGGGUCAGACAUAUGGGGCCGAAGAUGGUCCUUCAACAUCACUUUGAUCAUCGCAGGGUUGUUCGGUCUCGCUGCGGGGGGUUCGCCGAACUUCGUCACGUUGGCAUCCCUUCUUGCACUCGUCGGCGUCGGAGUUGGGGGCAACAUGCCCGUGGACUCGGUUGUGUUCCUCGGUAUGUUGGCCCGACCCGACCGGUGGACCUUUCGUCUCACGCGCUUUCAGACCUCGUUCCCGCAUCACACCAAUAUCUGCUCACUGUCAUGUCUAUCUUCUGGUGCAUUGGUCAGCUGGUCAUCAGCAUGAUUGCAUGGCCUUUGAUUGCCAACUUUUCCUGCUCCACGGCCCAAGGAUGCACGAAAGCCGAUAACAUGGGAUGGCGCUAUCUGCUGUUUAUUCUGGGCCCACUGACGCUCAUCAUGGCAUUCAUUCGGUUCUUUGUCUUCGAUCUGCUUGAGAGCCCUCGGUUUCUCAUCGGGGUCGGACGCGAUCGUGCUGCCGUAGAUGUCAUACAUCGACUCGCUGCGUACAACUCGACGACGACGAGUCUGACCGUUGCCGAUCUCACGGGACACGAUGAGAAAGCCGAGCCGACACCGGAUAUCCAGCGCCCGCUCUUGAGCCGGACUUCCGUCCUGACUGCGGAUCAUUUCAAGGCUUUGUUUGCCACGCGGAAAAUGGCCUUUUCCACCACGUUGCUGAUACUGCUUUGGGGGAUUAUUGGGUUGGCGUCGACGUUGUACAACAGUUUCUUGCCGUUUUUAUUGGCCAGCCGCGGCGCGCAGUUCAAAGAUUCCUCGCUCUCCACAGCCUACCGGAACCAAGCGAUACUGAGUGUGAUUGGCGUGCCUGGUGCGUUCCUGGCGGGAUGGGCGGUCGAGCAGCGGUAUCUCGGGCGCAAGGGAACAUUGGCGAUCUCAUCGGGGCUAACCGGCACGUUUUUAUUCGCGACUACCACUGCUCGGAGCUCAAACCAGCUCCUUGGGUGGAAUUGCGGCUACACGUUCUUCAGUAACAUCAUGUACGGUGUUCUCUAUGCCAUCUCGCCCGAGAUAUUUCCCGCCAAGGAUCGCGGGACAGGUAAUGCUCUGGUCUCCACUGCAACCCGGGUGUUCGGUGUGAUCGCCCCGGUCAUUGCUCUGUACGCAAAUCUCGCCACGGCUGUCCCUGUCUAUAUUUCAGGCGCCUUGAUCAUAUUCUCCGGGGCACUGGCACUGCUUCUGCCCUACGAGCCUCGAGGCAAGGCAUCCAUGUAAGUUGUUCAACGAUUAGAGCACGUAGUACGUACGUUGUAAUAGGACCCAUCGUCUACGUAUGAUCUAGAUUAUGAUAACGUGACCGUGCCAAUCAG